Messenger RNA from Dromaius novaehollandiae (emu), 1647 nucleotides. RefSeq names its product epiphycan (gene EPYC). Gene Ontology annotation, cellular component: extracellular matrix. The record is from RefSeq and is a predicted model, not a curated record. The coding region runs from base 69 to 1019 and encodes 316 amino acids. Gene Ontology annotation, molecular function: protein binding. The transcript is spliced from 7 exons. NCBI's taxonomy places the organism in Eukaryota, Metazoa, Chordata, Aves, Casuariiformes, Dromaiidae. Gene Ontology annotation, biological process: bone development; articular cartilage development.
CACUGGCUCUGCAUUCUGAGUAACUCUUUGCCAUUUGAGAGAUUGGAAGCAAAAGAAAAGGCAGCAGAAUGAAGACCUUUGUAAACAUUUUUCUGGGAUUUUUUAUCUUUGAGUCUGUUGGUGCUGCACCCAUCGCUGACACAGUAAUUUAUGAUUCUGAGUUCUAUGAAAUACCUCUUGGAGAGCUGUCCCACCCAUUUGUCUAUGUUGAAAACGAGCAGUCUGACCAGUUAGAGACGGAGACUGGGACAGCUCUACCUUCUGUAGCUCAAGAGAGUUAUUCUUCUGCACCGUUGACAGAAGAACCUGAGGAGGAAGCAUCAACACCAAAAUUAAUUGAUGGCUCUUCAGCACAAGGGUCUGGUGUGCUUGGGCCCCAAACUCGUGAUGGCCUUCCAACUUGCCUUUUGUGUACAUGUCUAGGGACCACAGUCUACUGUGAUGAUCGUGAGCUUGAUGAUGUUCCACCGCUGCCUAAGAAAACCACGUACUUCUACUCCCGCUACAACAGAAUCAGAAGGAUCAACAGAAAUGACUUCGCUAACUUGAGCAAUUUAAAGAGGAUUGAUUUGACUGCAAACUUUAUAUCAGAGAUUCAUGAAGAUGCCUUCCGGAGACUGCCUCAACUCCAGGAGCUGGUGCUCCGUGAAAAUAGAAUAAGGCAACUCCCUGAGUUACCAUCCACUUUGACAUUCAUUGAUGUUAGUAACAACAGGCUUGGUCGCAGGGGAAUACGUAAUGAGGCAUUUAAAGAUCUGCAUGAACUGCAGCAUCUUUACAUCACUGACAAUAACCUGGAUCAUAUUCCAUUGCCACUCCCUGAAAGUCUCCAAGCUCUUCAUCUUCAGAACAACAACAUUCAAGAGAUGCAUGAAGAUACUUUCUGCAAAAUGAAAGAUUUUAAUUAUGUCCGUAGGGCUCUUGAAGACAUCAGACUGGAUGGUAAUCCCAUCAACUUGAGCAAAACACCUUAUGCAUAUAUGUGUCUACCCCGUUUGCCAGUUGGUAACCUCAUCUAAGCUUUGGCAGGAGCCAAUACUGCCAUACGCCAUGAGAAUCUUUAAAGACAAAUACUUAAGUCUUUGCAGCAUUAAGCAAAAUGCAUUUUUUUCACAUCUCAUUAGAUUGGGAGAUAUUUCUAUUAAUAAUGAAAUCGAUUAAUCAGAUACAAAGAAUAAUAUAAAUGCUAAAAGACAAACCUGUUAUCUAUCCAAAUAUAUGUUGUAGAGCAACUCUAUAUGAAGAAAAACAUAUUACUACAAAAACUGCACUGAAGGCAAUAGAAGAUGGAUGAAAAUUCAUAAUUUUAUGAUUAAUCAUUCAAUUUAAUGUAGGAAUUCUAAAGUUAAUUAAUUUUAUAUGUUAAAACAAUUAUAACAGUAAAUAAAGAAAAAGAAAAAUACAUGUACAUAAUUCAAUAUCUAUCUCCUUUUCAUUUAAUUAAAUAUUUUACUCUCAGAGACGGGCACUUUUUUCUACUCCUUUCCUAAAAUAUUUGUUUGUUUUGGAAAAGUGAUAAGAGUAUUUCAAAAAGCAUGUUUUCUUUAGAAAACAUGGAAUGUUUCUUUGCAGCAAUAAUAAGAUGUAGAGACUAAACUUGUAACAGUAAAAUGCAUAAAUAAAUAAAAUACAUAACAUAUUUAUCAA